Messenger RNA from Paramecium primaurelia, 876 nucleotides. The record is from the annotation of a GenBank genome assembly. NCBI's taxonomy places the organism in Eukaryota, Ciliophora, Oligohymenophorea, Peniculida, Parameciidae.
AUGAUUAUUCCUUAUACCCUGACUUUUUUCAUUAUUUUUCUGACAUACUUUUUACUUAGGAAAUAAAAAAAAAUCAAACUAGAUUCCAAUAUGACUAUUCUAAUUACAGGAGGAUGCAUGGGUAUUGGUAAAUAAAUGUGUAAAUUAUUGGCAAUGAAAUAAUGCAAAAUAAUUAUCUUAGACAUUAGAAAAGAUCUUAUUGCUGAUCUUAAAAAUACAAUUGAACAAUAUGGAGGUAAAGUAUCAUUUUAUGAAUGUGAUCUAUCAAAAUAAGAGUAGAUCAUUGAAACUAUUAAUUAAAUCAAUGAACCAAUUCAUAUUUUAAUCAAUAAUGCUGGAGUUGCUAAACUAAAAUUAUUCUCAGAAUAAUCAUUUCAAGAUCUAUAAUUGACUCAUGCAGUUAAUUAUCUUGCUCCAGUUCUACUAACCAAAUUACUUAUACCUAAAAUGGAAGCUUAAAAAUUUGGACAUAUAGUAAAUAUAGGAUCUGUAUUAUCAAUUAUAACAGGAUUAAAAGUAGCAGCAUAUUGUGCCUCCAAACAUGCUCUACUUGGUUUUCAUAAUAGUUUGAGAGUUGAAUUAAAAUUGAAAAAAAGUCCUGUUAAAUGUACAUUUAUUGCUCCUUGGGCAAUUAAUACAGGUAUGUUUAAAGGAGUUAAAUCUAAAAUUGAUUUUCUACUACCAGAAUUAAAAGAAGAAAGAGUUGCCAUUGAAAUUAUUGAUGCAAUAGAAAAUUAAAAAGAUGUACAUUCUAUCCCUUCAUUCUAUUGGUUAUUAUCAAAUCUAGUCAGAUUCUUACCUCAUCCCAUAGCAGAUUUUAUUGUAAUAAAGGCAUAAGGGCCCUAUAUUUCAGAAAUGGUGGGUAGAAAUCAAUGA